AUGAACAACGAAGAGAAAAUGAAAAAGACGGAUCAAGAAAUCGAGGAGGAGAGGGAGAAGGUUUCGGAGACAGUCAAUGAGUUCUCACGUUCUUCCAUAACCCUAGAUAUGAUCAUGGGAGACACGAAGCAAGAAACCGACGAGGAGAAGAAGAGGAGGGAGGAUGUUUCAGAGACAGACAAGGAGUGUGAAUCUAAAGAAGACCGCCUCGCUAUUACUUUACGUCCUCCUGGAUAUGGUCCUUGUCGGGGCUCGCCAGUGAAAGAACCGUCGCCGAGAAGGACAUCACCACGGACACAAGCUCUGCCGACGAAUUCACGGCCACUGUUCAUUCCGGAUCUGUUUCCAUCUUUACCAGUUAGACAACCAACGAACCCUUAUCCAUCGGAGUCUUUGACUUCGGCAGAAAGGAUUCCUCCUCCUCCUCCACCGCCUCCUCGUCCAACAGGGCUGACGUCCCCACAGUCUCGGAACCGUCCGCUUGUAUGGCCAAACGGCAAAACAGAAGUCAUUCCAGCGCCCGAUGUUUGGGCGAGGACGCGGAGAGCCACCGUACACCGCCUCGAUUACCUCGUAUCGAGACAAAUAUUGAUUAUCUCCGGCCUAAGUCCAGUGCAAGACAUGCGAGAGAAACUUUGA
Molecule: messenger RNA, 639 nt
Organism: Vitis vinifera (wine grape)
Lineage: Eukaryota; Viridiplantae; Streptophyta; Magnoliopsida; Vitales; Vitaceae
Exons: 1
Coding region: 1-639 (212 amino acids)
Source: RefSeq, a predicted model, not a curated record